Ostrinia nubilalis (European corn borer) is the source of this 760-nucleotide messenger RNA. RefSeq names its product complement factor D-like. The record is from RefSeq and is a predicted model, not a curated record. Gene Ontology annotation, molecular function: serine-type endopeptidase activity. Gene Ontology annotation, biological process: proteolysis. The transcript is spliced from 6 exons. Lineage: Eukaryota; Metazoa; Arthropoda; Insecta; Lepidoptera; Crambidae. Bases 1 to 744 code for a protein of 247 amino acids.
AUGCUGGUGCUGGUGCUGGUGUACUUCGCACACCUGUGGCGCGCGCCGCACGCCGGCGACGCGUGGCGCGUCUCCCGCCGCGCGCGCGCUCCCUCCCAGGCGGCGAGCGGGCGCGGGCGGGCGGCGCUGGUGCGCGCGGGCGGGCGGCGCGCGUGCGGCGGCGUGCGGGUCGCCGCGCGCUGGGCGGCCGCGCCGGCGCACUGCGUGGCGGCGCGCGCGCACCCGCUCUCCGCGCACUCGCUGUCGGCCUGGAAGAUCUCAUACCGUCUACACUCGCAUCUCUAUUUUGAAACUGACAUCGUCCGGGGUGUAGUGCAUUCACACUUUAAUGGAGAGGAUUUCAGCAACAACAUAGGGUUAUUCGAACAAGCAGAUCCCAUCUUCACGGAUGAUUAUCGAUUGGACGAUGCAGAUGUGAGCGACGAAUACCUACAAAUGAACGCGCACAACCUGUCAGUGGUGGGAUGGGAGGGCAUCACAGGGUUGCCUAUGGACGUUCCUGUGAGCCCCGUACCCUUACAACGCUGUCGGCAGUAUAUGAAUCCAGUCCUCGAACUAAGAUCUUAUGAAUUCUGCAUGCAAUUAAAGAAAAACUAUACUAUUGAGCACGGCUCCGCGAUGCUAGUCGGCGCCGAGGUCAAGGGGCUCAUCGCCUGGGGAGACAAGAGCGGACAUUUACCUCUCGUGAUACUUCACAUUGGUUAUUACCGAAAUUGGAUUGAGAAUAUAGUCAACUUGUACUAAUUCGUUGCUUCUUAUU